This is a messenger RNA of Achroia grisella, 1042 nucleotides long. It is a transcript of the gene mtSSB, whose product is annotated as single-stranded DNA-binding protein, mitochondrial. Gene Ontology annotation, molecular function: single-stranded DNA binding. The record is from RefSeq and is a predicted model, not a curated record. The coding region runs from base 151 to 597 and encodes 148 amino acids. NCBI's taxonomy places the organism in Eukaryota, Metazoa, Arthropoda, Insecta, Lepidoptera, Pyralidae. Gene Ontology annotation, cellular component: mitochondrial nucleoid. Gene Ontology annotation, biological process: mitochondrial DNA replication; positive regulation of helicase activity. The transcript has 3 exons.
UGUGAAUUUAAAAUUUUGUUUUUUUUCAAAUGAUUUAUUAUACUCAAAUUUUUAUUUUUUUCUCAUAGUAAAAUAAACUUGAAAAUAAUUUGCUGUUUUAUUUUCACUUUUUAAAUUUUGUUUUUAUAAUAUUAGUGUUAAUAUUUCAAAAUGUUUUGUAAUACAAGAAUAUCCUGUUUCACCUACCAAUUGCUGAGAUUACAAAGUAAUAAACUACAUACAACUGCACUAAAGCUUGAUAGUCAAAAAACUGAAAAAACAAUAAAUCAAGUAACACUACUUGGUAGAGUUGGUGCUGAUCCUCAAAAGCGAGGUUCCGAAGAGCAUCCAGUUGUGAAUUUUCCUCUUGCUACUCAUUUUAGUUAUAAAUAUGAGUCAGGAGAUAUAUUACAACGAACUGAUUGGCACAGAGUCAGCAUUUUUAAACCGGGUCUCCGUGAUACAGUAUAUAAAUAUCUAAAAAAAGGCCAAAGAGUAUAUGUUACUGGUAAACUGUCAUAUGGUGAAGUGAAACUUGAUGAUGGCCAAGUUCGAACAGCAUCUACUGUUGUUGCUGAUGAUAUUAUAUUUUUCCAAGGACAGCCAUUAGAAAAUUAAUGAAAUAGUUUUUUAAGAACUAGGCAUCAGAAGUUUGGUAUACAGAAGCUAAAGUAAAUCAGAUUUUUACAAACAAGUUGAAAGUUUAAGUGUAAUAAGCAUUCCCAAUGUAAUUAGUUAAAUCUCUAUAUCUGAAUCUCUCUGUAAUCUUUAUAUCAUAACUAAUUAAAUCUAUUUUUACUUAGUUUCCAAUAAUAUUUUUAAUAUAAUAAUUUUUUCCAAUAAUAUACAUUUGUGUAACAGCUAAACCAUAUUAAUUAUAGGAUUUUGGGAGUACUUAUGAAAUUUAUAUACAUUACACACAAGUUAUAUGUUUAGAUGAUUUAAAGCUUGUGAUGUCAAUUUCUCAUGAAUGUCGUUACUUAUGUUAAUUAGUGUGUAAGUACAAUGUGAUUUAAUUUGCUUGUGAUAAAUAAAAGCAGAUACCAUUUUAACGAAGUUGGUG